CCCAGUGUCCCUGAGUCCCACGGCAGUUGCCCGACACCCACUGAGCUCCUGGCAAUUUGGGAGAAUUCCUUUAUUUUGGGCCAAUAAGGUUCUUUAUAUGCCGCCUCUGACAGCAGUGACUCUAUAACUCGCCAUUGUUGGAGUGGGCUCAUCAAACCAGCAGACCUCCCAGUGUCACCAUGGGAAGAACACAUCGCCCCCCUGCAGGCCAUCACCAGCACUGCGAGAGGUGCUUCAACAAGCGAUGCCAGGCACCAAUCAACAGCGGCUUCUCUUGUAUCAUGAUCAACUGCCGCUCCAACUGUGGCGCCACCUUCCACCUGUGCAAAGAGGAGGAGCAUCGACUGCUGUGCCCCUACGAAUGGGUGCCCUGCCUGAACUCCGGCUUUGGGUGCCCUUUCUCCAUGUCCCGAUUCAAGCUGGCAAAGCACCUUAAGGUGUGUCCGGCCAGUGUGGUCUGCUGUUCUAUGGAAUGGAACCGUUGGCCCGUUAUGGACAAAGUAACCUCAUUAUACGGCAACAUUGCGAGCGAGGAGCACAGCGACGAAUGUCUGGACGUUGCCUUGGCAAUAAGGGAUCAGAAGAUCCUAUUUGAUUCCCUGAAAAUGGCAGAAAUUUUCCCAGAACUCUCAGAACAACCCAAUGAUGCAGCAGCCCAGGGAGCAAAUAUUGAGGCAGAAGAAGAUGGAGCAGUUGGUGGAACAGCGUUCAGUAUGAGCGGCGGCACGGAGCCGAGUGAUGGGGAGACGGUCGGACUCACUCAGUUUGAACGUGAGGCUUUGGCCAGGGGACAAGUAGCUCUUGAUACGUCACUAUUCUCCCAGUGGGAAUCCAUAUUCAGCAAAGAGAAAUCAGCGGCGCAAUGUUUGGAGGCCAAUAUGGGGAAAACGGAGGCCGCGACCCCCAAAGACAGUACAAAAAUAGACGACAGCCCCAAGGCUGCGGAGGAGAACCAGGAUCCAGACGGGGCAAGAAAAGGGUCCAUUUCAGAAGAUUUUGAGAAAACGGGUUUAGCCCCGUGGCAGGAAGGGGUACUGGAAAGAUUAAAGAAUGAAGUGGAUUGUAACAGUUACAACAUGUACUUGGUGCACCACGGCAGCAUGCUGAUCCGCUUCGGCCAGAUGGCGGCGUGUACCCCGAAAGAGAAGGACUUUGUCUACGGCAAGCUGGAAGCACAAACAGUCAAAACCGUCUACACGUUCAAAGUGCCCACCAGCUACUGCGGCAGGAGGGCCAAGCUUGGCGAGGAGCGCUCUAGGAAGGAGAAAGCACACAAGUUGGUGGACACGUGUGACCUGGGGGUACAGGUGGGAGAUUUGCCUUUAUCCGGAGCCGUAAACACCACUCUACUCUGUGCCCUCGAGAGAGAACUCAAAGGCCAUGCCAUCUCCGAGAGUAAGGCCCUCGAUGGGCUACUGAUUGACUUUGGAACCCAGACCUAUGAUUUCGGCUUGGACGCCUUCACCAAAAAGACUGUUUUGGCAGAUCUUUUGCCGGAGAAGAAUCUGGGAAUUCACCUGGAUUUGGAAUCGGAAAGUGUAAGCAGAAGGCACAACAAGAGCAACUCUUCCUUCACCUUCUCGUGUAACCUGUUCUUCCGCCGGGAUGAAUUCCCCCAGCACUUUAGGAAUGCUCACUCGGAUAUCCAGUCCUGCCUGAAUGGAUGGUUCCAGCAGAGGUGCCCCCUUUCAUACCUCGGUUGCACCUUUGUGCAGAAUAAGCUCAGCCCCAAGGGGAAGAAGUCACACAUUAUCUACAGCAAGCAGCUCAAAACAUUUGCACUGAAGCCGGAGGUUCCCCAUACUUUAUAUGAAGGAGUACGGCCCAACCUUUCCCUGAGUCAAAGGGGCAAAAGCAAGGACUCCCUGAGCAGCCUCCCCCUGGAGGUCUUGCAGCACAUUGCAGCUUUCCUGGACAGUUUCAGCCUGUGUCAGUUCUCUCAGGUGUCUUCUCUGAUGAGAGACGUCUGUGCCUCGUUGCUACAGGAGAGGGGAAUGGUCCAUCUGUUCUGGGAGAAGAAGACUUAUUCCCAUGGUGGGACGUCAUGGAGAUGUCGGAGAAAGGUCUGGAACUUCAGCAGUCUCUUCUCCUCGGUCCACCAAUGGGAAUUUGAUGAUGUCCCUUCAAUGGCUGAACAUCUCAAGGUUUGUCCCUUCAACUGCCCAGAGCUCAGAACCAAUCCGGUUAAGCUUCCCAGUCUCAAUGAACAGAAGGAGGCAGCCACGGAGUCUCUGUUAAACUUCCAGAAGAAGUUGUAGGAGCCCAAGGAACAUGUUCCCUCACUGAUAGUAGGGCAGAUACAGCAAGUAACACCCUGGAGAGCCCCAUAAAAGAUGACAGAUCUCCUGGUGAGAUUCCCUCUAGAGACCAUGUGGGGGCGCCAGUUAGUGAUGAACCAGACUAUGACUAGAAUGGCUUCUCGGUCUGAUCACUGACUCUGGGCAUAAGGAACAGCCCUGGGUACCAAACACCAACCAGUUGGAAGGGUGGAAGUAUUACCUGGCCCGUUGGUGGCCCUUGCGUUCCAUUCCUCAGUGGCUACUCUUGCCCUUGUCCCUAGUGCAGCGCUAUGUAUGUACCCAUAUGCCGGUACCCUAGGGAGUAAGUACUAUGCAUUAAAGGGCAAUGAAUCACAAAGGGUAACAUACAGCCGGCACAUUAUUAGCUGAAAUAGGCUGUGUAUAUAUAUAUAUAUAACAGCAAGAUGCCUGGCACAGUGCUGGGAAUAAGCAUUCUCAUUGGUCACUUCUCUCGCAUCUUUAAUUAGGUUUUCAGUCAGUUAAAUCCUUAUUGGUGAAUUGGUUUCCAUGUGUAAUUAUGUUUUUCAUCAAAUUCUAUAGAGAACUAGGGGGUGCAGGGGGGCAGCUUUACGGUUGGGUUUAGUUUCCCUUUAAUAUACAAGGUACAAACUUAUGUAAUCACUCUCUUCUUAGUAAUGGUAGGUCAGCUCUUGGGGCUAAUGUCAUGCAAUGUAGCAGUAAGCAGAACUCUAACUCACCCCAGCUAUGAACCUCUCCUUAUUAUGAACAUUGGUGCAUUUCAGGGGGUAUAUGGGCACUUAUAUGGGCACUUAUAUGGGCACUUAUAUGGGCACUUAUAUGGGAGGUUAUGGGCAGGUGGAACAGGGGAGCCCGGCGCGUAUCCCACCCAGACAGGGGGCAGCCCCACGAGCACAAAUUUCACCAUCACUUUAAAUGGGAUUUUCUUGGAGCCCUUUAGCAUUAGUUCCCAGAAUUCCUUGUAUUUAUUUGCAUAUGUAUUUAUCUAUGGCAUCAGCACUUUGUUAUCCCUUCCAACAAACACUGAAUAUGGGGCAGGGGAAAGUGUUGGAAGGGUUAUAUGACUGUAAACAUCUCUGUUUGUGAAUAAACAACCUUUAUUUUAGUCACA
Molecule: messenger RNA, 3390 nt
Organism: Xenopus tropicalis (tropical clawed frog)
Lineage: Eukaryota; Metazoa; Chordata; Amphibia; Anura; Pipidae
Gene: fbxo40
Product: F-box protein 40
Exons: 4
Coding region: 180-2258 (692 amino acids)
Molecular function (GO): zinc ion binding; ubiquitin protein ligase activity
Source: RefSeq, a predicted model, not a curated record